This is a messenger RNA of Cynocephalus volans (Philippine flying lemur), 3087 nucleotides long. It is a transcript of the gene CD164, whose product is annotated as CD164 molecule. The transcript has 6 exons. The record is from RefSeq and is a predicted model, not a curated record. Lineage: Eukaryota; Metazoa; Chordata; Mammalia; Dermoptera; Cynocephalidae. Gene Ontology annotation, cellular component: lysosome; endosome. Bases 119 to 712 code for a protein of 197 amino acids.
CGCGCUCCCGCAGGGGAGCGGAGUCUCAAAGGCGGCGCCGCAGGGGGCGGGCGGACAGCCGGACAGACCAAACGCCUUGAGCCGCUGUUUUCUCCCGGACACCAGCGCUGAGGACACAAUGUCCGGGCUCUCUCGUCCGCUGCUUUGGGCCGCCACCUGCUUGGCCGCGCUCUGCGUGCUGUCUGCGGGCCAGACCAGCCUGGCCCCGAACGUGACUACACUCACGCCUCUAGCGCCCACCACCAAGAUAGCCCCGACGCCGGCGACCUCCGUCCCGCCGGCCACCUCUCCAGCACCAGAAACCUGUGAAAGUCACAACAGCUGCAUGUCCUGUCUUAAUGGUAGUAUUGCUAAUACUACCUGCUUUUGGAUAGAAUGUAAAGGAGAUAAGAGCUACUGUUCAGAUAAUUCAACACUUAGCAGUUGUCAUGUGGUGAACAGCACAAACUUUUGUUCUGAGCCCAGUCCAGUGCCAACAAAUUCUACAGCUAAAACCACAACUCUGCCUUCCUCUUCUACAACUUCCACCACAGUUACUACAUCGGGUACAACAAAUACCACUUUGACUCCAACCGCACAACCCGCACGGAAAUCUACCUUUGAUGCAGCCAGCUUCAUUGGAGGAAUUGUCCUUGUUUUGGGUGUGCAGGCUGUAAUUUUCUUUCUCUAUAAAUUCUGCAAAUCUAAAGAACGAAAUUACCACACUCUGUAAACAGACCCCUUAAAUUAAAAAGGACUGGCGAUUCAUUUGUGUAACUCACCGAAACCAAAAUAAUCUUUCAAGAUGUCCCACAUGGAAGACGCUAUUCCAGGAUCUUUAAAUUUCCAAUGGAUGCAUAUAGGAUAUUUUGGAGCAUCGUCCUUGAAGAAAAAUCAGUUUAAAUCAUUUUGUUCAACAAGAAUAUUUAAAAUAUUCUGCAUGAGUCCUUGUGGCUGUCUUCUUUUAUUUUAAAUGACUGCUGCUGUGGGAUUAUGUUUCUUUUCUUAACAUGCCAAAUGUAACUUUCUGUAAGUGAUGGAAAAUGUUGUCCUGUGUGACAACCUCAUGACUCUUGGCAGUUUAAAUUUAGUCGUUUUAAAGCCUGAAAGCUGCAUUAUUUUCAUCCUAACUCAAGAUGUAACUUAGUGACCCGAAUUGAGAAGAGUGUGCCAAAUGAGCAUGAAUCAGGUGGAUUUUUGGCUAUCAUUUCAAAGGUGGAAUAAAUUUAUAAAUUUAGUAGACUAAACUGUAUCCUUAGAGUAAAGUUCUAUGCUUGAUAACAGUUAUUUUUUCUACAUUAGAAAUAAGAUGCCACACAGGGAAUUACAUUCCAGAUUUAAAGAAAUGAAUGGAAAGGAUACAAACCAUUAGUGUAUAACAGGUUAUUGUUCAUACUUGUAAAGCACCUUAUAUUGUUGAGAAAAUAAAGAACAGUGCCUUAAAAGACAGACUGGAAAGGUAGGCUGGAAAUUUAAAUGUUGGUGAUUUGUUCUUAUUAACGAAGGUAAAGGUUGGUCUGAGGAUAUAACUUAAUGUGAACAGUAGUAAACCUGCUUUUAGAUAUCAUACUGCUAAUAUUUAAUUGAAAACUUACUUUGUUUCAGUGCUGAGAAACUUAAGCUAAGGGAUAUUAUACACAGUUGAAAGCCUUCAUAUAUUGAACCUCCCAACAUUUUUCUUAUGCCUGUUGCGAAGUAUAGAGAUAAAGUUGAUUUAAUUAUAUUUUCCUUUGUACUUCAAAAAAGUGUCCUAACACUAUUAUACUUUGAAACAAUUUCCACCAAGUUUUCUUGAAAAAUAAUUUCAUGAGGCAAGAAGGACAUAAGUUGUUUUAGAAUCAUUUACUGACUCUUUAAAUGAGACAAUCAUUUUAAGUUUAUAGACAGCAAAUGUGACCAAGGUAAUCUUAGAGGAUUUUUGGUUGAUCAGAUUACUGCAGAUUUUUAAUGAUAAUUGCCCUGGGUGAAUAGACUGCGUUUUCUCUUUUGCUUUCUCUCUCUCUAUCCCUCCCUCCCUUCUUGGUUUAAAUUCCCAUAGUAUGAUAAGCAUGCGUACUUUUAUUUUUAUAGUUUUCUUGCAGAGCACUAUUUUUUUCAGCUUUAGAGGCUUCUCCCUUGCUUUUGACAUAUUGGUUAGUUCAGAGGCUUUACUUAGUUUAAAAUGGGCUUUUGCUUUUCUAGGUCAUUAAGGGUUUUUUUGUUGUAGUUUUUUAGCCUAUAGUGGCUGAGUUUAGCACUUGGUUUUCAAUAUUUUAUAUUAGGAAAUGACAAAUUGCUUUGGUUUGUUUCAUAAACUGAAACUCCUUUCACUUAUUUAGAUAAUUUUAUUAAAGUCUCAAGAUGAAGAUUACUGUUCCUUUGUUACUUGCUGGUACAGUUAAAAUUUGUUUUACUUGCACAUUUGUACGUAUACCUAAUGUUUUCAAGUGCCUUAAUUGUUUAAAAUCUCUGGCUUCAAAGGUUUUUGGGAAAAGGUAGGUUUACCUCACAUUUGUGUUUUCACUAGUAGUAAUAAUCUAGGUACCUCACAAAAUUUAUUACGGUGCCAUGGCUGUUAGUUUUUAGUGAGUGAUAUAAGAUUAAUCUGAAAACAUACAGAAUUUCCAUUCCUCCCCAGGUGGCAAAAAUUAGCUACAGCAAUAUAAUUGUCAUUUGCCUGGAUGUGAAUUCCUUGCCACACAUUAAUGUCAACACAUGUAGCAAAUUCUGUGAAAAUGUAACUUGAUUUGAAGCUUCUGUAAUUUUGAGCACUGCUCUAACAGAAGCAUAAUAUGAAAUUAGAUUUUGCAAGUCUACAGACGAGCUCUUGCAACAGAACUCACAGCCUUUUCAAACUCUGUUCCCCCUUAAGUAAUGUAGUAUCUUGAGCCAUUAAUAAUUUUUGGGUUUUUUUAAUCCAGAAGGUAUAUAGAAACCGUUUCAGAUUUUUCAUCUGAUUUGUUCCUGCAGAUAUAGUUCUAUCAAGUAUCUUAUUUUACCUUACAGAUAUUUGUUGCACAGGCAAACACUGCUGUAUUUAGAAAUUUCUAUUUCAUGUUAUUACAAACUGCAAAACCAAUCUGUAUCAUGUACCAAACUGAUUUAAAAUAAAUCUACAUGUUUAUUGAA